AUGGCAAACGAUGCCGUUGAUGCUACAGCUCGUGUGCUGCUGUCCGAAUUCGCUGGCAAACAAUGGCAAACGAUGCCGUUGAUGCUGCACUCGUGUGCUGCUGUCCGAAUUCGCUGGCAAACAAUGGCAAACGAUGCCGUUGAUGCUACAGUUCGUGUGCUGCUGUCCGAAUUCGCUGGCAAACAAUGGCAAACGAUGCCGUUGAUGCUACGCUCGUGUGCUGCUGUCCGAAUUCGCUGGCAAACAAUGGCAAACGAUGCCGUUGAUGCUACAGUUCCUCGUGUGCUGCUGUCCGAAUUCGCUGGCAAAAUGGCGAACGAUGCCGUUGAUGCUACAGUUCGUGUGCUGCUGUCCGAAUUCGAUGGCAAACAAUGGCAAACGAUACCGUUGAUGCUACAGUUCGUGUGCUGCUGUCCGAAUUCGCUGGCAAACAAUGGCAAACGAUGCCGUUGA
This is a messenger RNA of Cylicocyclus nassatus, 453 nucleotides long. The record is from the annotation of a GenBank genome assembly. Lineage: Eukaryota; Metazoa; Nematoda; Chromadorea; Rhabditida; Strongylidae.